ACAGCGCAACUGGAAGGGGAUAAUCAUCGCGGUGUUGGUGAUUUGCUCAGUGAUCGGCAUGAUCAUCACGUCGGUGAUGCUGCUCACCCCGCCCGACACCGGACCCAGAAUCAAGGGCAACAGGACGACGCUCAAGCAGUUUCUCGACGGCGACUUUAAUGUUAGGAGUUUCAACGGUACCUGGAUAUCCAACAAUGAAGUCGCAAUCUUGGACCCGGCGGGAGGCCUGACUGCCCUCCACGCGCAGAACCUCACCAUCACGCGCAGCCUCGUCAGUAACAUCACCUUCAGACAACUGAACGUGGAGGACUACAGCGUGUCAUCUGACCAGGAGUGGGUGCUGCUGGCGGAGCAUCACAGAGGGACGACCAAACACUACGACCUGUCCAAGUAUCAUCUCUACGAAGUCAGUUCGCAGCAUUACUCGACUCUGACGCCCACGCCGGGGGUGAGGCGACACCCCGGGCUGAGGCUGGUGGAGUGGUCGCCCGUGGGCGCCGCGCUCGUGAUGGUGGACGAGAACUUCAACAUCAUCUACAAGCCGCACGUGGGCGAGGCCGAGCAGGUGCACAUCACUGAUGAUGGCGAAGCAGGGGCCAUCAUCAAUGGCGUCGCAGACUGGCUCUAUGAAGAGGAGGUGUUGCACUCACGCAAGGCCCUCUGGUUCUCGCCGUCGGGAGAGCGGCUCUUGUACGCGCAGUUCAACGACACCCUCGUGAGGGAAGUGCCCAUCACCCAGUACGGCGUGGGUGCCAAGUACCCCAGUCUCACCAUGGUCAGAUACCCAAAGCCUGGUGAUGCAAUCCCAAGAGUAACGCUGUGGAUGGUCGACUUGGCUUCAGGAAAGUAUGAGAGGCUGAGCGACAUCAAGCCUCCAGAAGUGAUAAGAGACCAGGAUUAUUACGUCACUGCAGUCACGUGGGUUGCUAAGAACUCAGUGAGUGUGGUGUGGAUGAACAGGCCGCAGAACACGUCCAUCAUCUCAAUUUGUUCAGAACCACAAUACUACUGUGAACCCAUCCAUACGGAACACUCGCAUCACGGCUGGACGGAGAUAUACGAAGCUCCGAUAUUUUCUGAGAACGGCAUGAGUUUUUUAGUUCGGCUUCCUGUAAGAGACGGCGAGCACGGCAACUUCGCUCACAUUAAUCUUUAUGAUGUGAACAUGAGAAGAGUCACACCCAUGACCCACGGGCCCUUCGAUGUCACUGAGAUCCUCGGAUGGGAUGAGCAGAAUGGAUACAUAUAUUACAUCGCCACCGUGGAGGAAGAUCCCGGCGCCCGACAUGUGUACAGAAUACCGUUCGUGUUAGCGCCGCUGCUGCGACAGGCCGACUGUAUUUCCUGCUCGGCUUUCGAGAACCUAACCUCCCAUUGUCUCUACAAUAACGGAAUCCUUUCGCCGGAUUUCUCAUAUAUUAUUUUGGAGUGUCUUGGCCCCGGUUUGCCCAAGAUUUACCUCUACUCAACCAAUACAAGUUACCAGGAGAUUAUGGAGCUAGACAACUACAGUCACUUGCAAGACCUAUUGAACAAGACUGCCAUGCCACAAGUCAAAGUCUUCAAAGUCAAGCUGGACGAACGAGACUCCGCCAUGGCGCGCGUGCAACUCUACCUUCCACCCGGUCUGCGGGAAGACGAGCUUACCAAGUACCCCGUGGUUGUGGAAAUUAACGCAGCGCCCGGUAGCCAGUCCGUGGACUGGCGGCUGAAGCCUGACGUGGGACUGUACCUCGCGUCGCACGCCGACAUGAUCUACGUUAGGAUAGACGGCCGCGGCACCGGCAACAACGGCGACAAGUAUAAGCAUGAGGUUUACCACAACCUCGGCGUCAAGGAAGUGGAGGACCAGCUCGCUGUGCUGGAAUAUAUGAAGAAACAACUGCCGUUCAUCGAUGCUUCCCGCAUCGCGUUAUGGGGCUGGCAGUAUGGGGCCUUCAUCACCCUCAUGGCCAUGGCCAGGGAUAAGGAUGACGUCAUCAAGUGCGGCCUUGCCGUCGCCCCCAUCACGAGAUUCGAGCACUAUGACGCGGUGUUCAGCGAGCGGUACAUGGGGUCACCCCACAUCCUGCCAGGCAGUAACUACAAGGGCUACGAGGCAGCUGACGUCACUAAGGUGGCUGGCAACCUCAAGAACAAAUUCCUGAUGUUGGUGCAUGGAACCGCUGACCAUUCAGUGCACUACCACCACACUAUGCUGCUCGCCAAGGCGCUCGCUGAUGAGGGGAUACUCUUCAGACAAAUGACUUACAGUGAUGAAGGCCACCGCUUAUUGGGCGUCAAGGAACAUUUCUACAAGACGCUAGAGAUGUUCAUAUCGGAUUGCUUCAGACCAAGCGUCGAAGAAAUAUACUACCACAUCAAGAAGAAGAAAGAACUCGAGGAAAUAGCCUACGUAAGCACCACACUCGAGGUCUACGAGCUCGAAACACCCGACCUUUGUUCUUCCAAUUGCACAGGGCUAGCUUCCCUCGAUCACUAUCAGGUAAACUAACGAGCAACACCAACACUUCCCAUCUCCACAUACGAAGACAAGAACAGGAAAUUUUUACAAGCAAGCGCAUCAAGAUAUUCAUUUUUCCUAACAUCGCAAGAAGUAAUUACCGAAUAUCAAUAAUAUGGUUCAUUUGAUAGAUGCCUUGUAUUUUUAAAUAUAAUUA
Messenger RNA from Hyalella azteca, 2660 nucleotides. RefSeq names its product venom dipeptidyl peptidase 4. Gene Ontology annotation, biological process: proteolysis. Gene Ontology annotation, molecular function: dipeptidyl-peptidase activity; serine-type peptidase activity. The transcript has 16 exons. The coding region runs from base 59 to 2494 and encodes 811 amino acids. NCBI's taxonomy places the organism in Eukaryota, Metazoa, Arthropoda, Malacostraca, Amphipoda, Hyalellidae. The record is from RefSeq and is a predicted model, not a curated record.